This is a messenger RNA of Danaus chrysippus (African queen), 396 nucleotides long. The record is from the annotation of a GenBank genome assembly. NCBI's taxonomy places the organism in Eukaryota, Metazoa, Arthropoda, Insecta, Lepidoptera, Nymphalidae.
AUGUCUACUAAAACAAUAGCUAGUGCGACUGUUAGGGCAGUUAAAAAGCGUCUGUUACCAUCAAGAGCAGCGCUAGUUUUGACUUCUGCCGCUGUAAAUAAAGUAAAAGAAAUAAUGGCCAAGGAAGAAGGUAAAGGUUAUAUAGGAUUGAAAGUUGGUGUGCGGCAAAGAGGUUGCAAUGGAUUGUCAUAUACCUUAGAUUAUGCAACAACAAAAGGGAAACUUGACGAAGAAGUAAAACAGGAUGGGGUCACUAUAAUUAUUGACAAGAAAGCGCAGCUGACCUUGUUGGGUACUGAAAUGGAUUUCGUCGAGGAUAAGUUGUCAGCGGAAUUUGUGUUUAAUAAUCCAAAUAUUAAAGGCACCUGUGGAUGCGGAGAAUCUUUCAGUAUAUAA